Molecule: messenger RNA, 605 nt
Organism: Juglans regia (Persian walnut)
Lineage: Eukaryota; Viridiplantae; Streptophyta; Magnoliopsida; Fagales; Juglandaceae
Product: NADH dehydrogenase [ubiquinone] 1 alpha subcomplex subunit 2-like
Exons: 3
Coding region: 50-346 (98 amino acids)
Source: RefSeq, a predicted model, not a curated record
AAAGAGCAGAAUGAGAGACUAGAGACAGAGAGGGGGAGAGAGCGUAACAAUGGCGUGGAGGGGACAUCUGUCUCGGAAUAUGAAGGAGCUUCGGAUCCUGCUAUGUCAAACAUCGCCUGCGAGCUCGUCCGCUAGAGCGUUCGUAGAGAAGAAUUACAAGGAUCUCAAGACACUCAACCCUAAAUUCCCAAUCUUAAUUCGUGAAUGCAGUGGGAUUGAGCCUCAGUUAUGGGCUAGAUAUGACAUGGGUGUUGAGAGGGGCAUCCGUUUGGAAGGCUUGACUGAGGCACAAAUCCUGAAGGCAGUUGAAGACCUUGUCAAAGUGGGGGCAUCUCUUAAAGCCUGAUAGUGCUGUUAUUGGACCCUAUGAAAUGGAAUAAAAUUAAUGCAACGAAAAAAUUGCCCAGAGACUCAUUUGUUCAGUUGAUCUCCUUUGUUUUUCUUAAAUAUGUUUAUUGGGUACUCUGUCUUUGCGUUGUAGUUUGAUAAUUUUAUGUACAAGCAUCUUCCAUUUACACAAAACAAAUUUACCCUCGAGCCGAUGCUUGGUUACAAUCAAUGAGUUAAGUUAUAAGUCUGACUUCUGUUUUUGGGUACUGUUCUGA